Amphiprion ocellaris (clown anemonefish) is the source of this 6085-nucleotide messenger RNA. It is a transcript of the gene palmdb, whose product is annotated as palmdelphin b. Gene Ontology annotation, biological process: regulation of cell shape. The coding region runs from base 1305 to 3707 and encodes 800 amino acids. The transcript is spliced from 4 exons. Lineage: Eukaryota; Metazoa; Chordata; Actinopteri; Pomacentridae. Gene Ontology annotation, cellular component: cytoplasm; membrane. The record is from RefSeq and is a predicted model, not a curated record.
UGAUCACAGGUCUUCUAAAUUUGCAUGUCAGUGAUCACAGGUAUAUUCUCUUUUUGCUUCAUAAACGUUUCUACUUUGUGGGGUAUAUUUUCAAUGUUGUCUUUUUAAGGAAUGGUUUAGGAUCAUUAAUGAAAGGGAAUGCUCGACUCAGCAGCCUAGAAUUAAUGCAAUUAUUGAGACGGGAUACAAUUUUAAUAAUUUGACACUUGACUGACAGUAGGCAGUGUUUUCAUACAUGUUGAGCUCUUAUUUUAAACAUUACCUGCUCUGGAGGAGGUCAGAUGUGCAGCAUAACUUACCAUAGGAAGUGCUCCAUGAAGAAGUUAACCACUGCUGAAAACCAAGAGUUAAACCUGAAGUUACCUUGUUUAACCCAAAUCCUGUUUAGGCCAGCGAUGUUACAGACUGUGAGAAAUGGCACAGAUUUAGACUCACAACAUUUCACGAGUAACUUUACUGCUUUGGUUCUAUCUUACCACUCUGGGUGUGUUGUUUUCAGAGAAAAAGUCUCUGGGCACUACAUGCCUAGCAGCAAACUACAGACAGACACAGUUCCAGACAAGCUGGUGAACAUAAUUGAGCAUUUGACAGCUACAGAGCUACAUGGUUGCCUUAGGUGUUGGAAGAGACAAAAAAAAAAAAAAACAAACAAACAAAACGCUACCUUACCUCCAUCAGAUGGAGGCCUUUUAAACAUUCAAAGUAGUCUGUGUUCCAAACAUCCAAGCAUGGCUCCGGCAGUUGUCAAAAUUCGAAACACUUAUUGAAACAUAAAAUCAUUGUUUAAUAAAUUUACACAAAAGCAAGACAGCAACACACAAGUAACAACACAGAAAAUUAAUCCAUGCAUUUUUUUUUUUUGUCGUUUUAAGAGGAAGUAAAUGAGUAAAUGUGCAUUUAGGUUAGAAAAAAAUGACCAAUCGGGCUUGUAAGCUCGUUCUGUUGGUUUUACUUCCACCUCUCAGCUGAAAGAAAUCAGCGAAUGGUUGAAAUUAGUCCCACUGUGAGAUAGAAUGUGUGCAUGAGCACAAGAUGUGCGCCUCUCUUCCUGAGUAUGUGCUCAUCAGAGAAAGCUCAAGUAUUGGCUGUCUCCAGCACACCCCCCCUUCCACCAGCCGUCCAAUCAGAGUCAGAGGCUGCCAGGCAGAGCUGCCAGUGUGAGGCUGCACUCAGAAACAGAGCCGAGUCCUCUGCAUUAGCCCGUCUCACUAUCUCAGAAAGCUACAUUGGCAGAGAGAGAGGCAGAUGGAAAAGAACUAAACGAAGGUUGCAGUACAACUGAGAAUCACUCCGUCCCUGUCACCAUGGAAACGACUGAACAAUCAAGGCUGGUGAUGAACUAUGAAGUGGAUGUCACUGUGGCUGAUUCACCUGAGCAGGGGAAUGAUUUCAGUGCUGAUGAUGAGCAAGUUUGUAUAGCAACAGCCCCAUCAGAUUCCCAGAGGGAAAAGGAAACACUUGGCACUUUAUUAACUGAUGUACCAACUACCACCUUUGGGACUGAGCUCUCUGAGGCCGGUCUUUUAACUGAAAUGCCGAAUCAGGUUCAGAAAGAAGCUUUGAUAUUAGAGCCAGGGCAUGAAGAGCUCAACAAGAAGGAGUCUAUCACCCUACCCAUGUCUGACACACUCUCCAGUGCUGAUAGUCUUUAUGAAAAUGAGGCCCAUCAAAAGAUGAAGGACAUACCAGAACAAGAUCCUGAGCAAGAACAAGUACCCAAGCCAGAGCAAAACCCUGAGCUAGAACAAGAUCCCAAACCAGAGCAAAGUCCUGAGCCCAAGGAGGACACUAAGGUGGGGCUUUGUCCUGAGCCAGAGCAAGACUCUAAACCAGAGCAAGACCCUAAACUAGAGCAGUACCCUGAGCCAGAGCAGUACCCUGGGCCAGAGCAAGACCCUGAGCAAGAGUAUUACUCUGAGCCAGAGCAAGACCCAGACCAAGAAUUAUACUCUGGACCUGAUCAAGACCCUGAGCAAGGGCAAUACCUUGAGCCAGAGCAUGCGGCUGGUGAUAAUCUUAAUCUUGUAGAUGAUGACUAUAGCAAUCUGGCAAUACACACAGAUGAAAACCCAGAGGCCCAUGAAUUCUUUUUCAACUCAGCAAUAACAGAGGAGUCAAUAUUAGAGCAAUGCAUCAGAGAAGAGGCAAUGUCAGAUGUGUCCAAUGAAUCCUGCCAUGACCCUGAACCUGACGAAAUGGACGAAUGCCUGAGAGUUGAGAUUGCAGCAGCUUCAUCAGAUAGUGAAACAGAUGAAAAAUGGAGAACUAUAUUCUCCUCCUCAAUAAAUAAAGAGGAUGAUGACUCAUAUUUGGACAGUCUUCAGCUGAGUGCCCAGGAGCUCUUUGUGCAAAAAGUUGAGGUAACAGACUUUGAAGGUCAAGACAACAACAACUUUGACGAGGUCAGUUUUGCAGUCCCACAAGUGGAAGAAAUUCUGGAACAACCGGAGGACAUAAUAUCCUCUCCCACCCCACUACAAGAGGUUAAAUAUAACCCUUUAGGCCUUCAAGGUCUUUCCAAAAUAUCUGAGGAUGACAGUGAAAAUGGCAGAGAUGCCAAUCACAACCACCAACAACACAUCAAUGCAGAUACAACCAAGAAGUUACCUAAAGACUUCUGUGUGAUACAGGAGACUAAGAGUGAGAAUGUUAGUACAGAGCAUGUGGACUUCCAGUUGGCUCGUAAACAAUGGCGUGAAAUGGAGGAACAAACCAGAAACAAGAUUGUCCUGCCUAUGACCAAGCAGCAAAGCUUUCAUGGCAGCCACAGCUUUAUGUACACACCAGUGCGCAACAUCGAAAGGACUCACAAGAAAGCACAUGAUCUGGAGAGCCUAAAUCUGGUUGGGGAUUAUCCUCACACCCAAUUCAGCCCUUGCUCAGAGGAUUCUGGCCUGGAUGAUUCCAGUUACAGGUCCCCUUACGAUGACCCAGAAACUUUAGUUGAAAAGGAGAUUCGCAUAUCAAUGGAAAGGGAGGAAACCUUCAAAAGAGAGAGGGGCAUCUCUAGGAUGGGCAAAUCAACUGAUUGUGCUCCAACUCGAAGUAUCCCCAGAUCCAUAAGCACCCCACUGACACCAUCAUUCAUUAUUACCUCUUCACCCACCAAGGAACCACUGAAACAUGAAGUGUCAGCAAACAAUGUUAUUAUUCUUGACCCGAGCAAUGAUUACUCCUCCAGUCCCAGACAUAGCAAAGACAACAAGGCAGUUCGUUCUGGUGAGUGGCGCUCAGAAGACAACAGCUCCAACCUUAUCAUCCUAGAGACAUCUAAUCUGAUUAUUCGCAGUGCCUCUGAGUUCUCCCUUAACAAAGCUUAUGAGCAGCCCCAAGAAAAAAUGUUCUUGAACAACCCGUUUUUCAAGUUGCGUUCAAGAAGCACAAUAUCACUGGUGGAUGAAGAGAUUAAGAUGGUGAAGCAGAGAGAAGAAGAGCUGAGGAAGGAGAGGGCAAAUCUCUAUGGACAAGACAUGUUCAGCAAAGAAAGGGUGUUGUCAAAUCGUAUGGACACUUUGGCAUUUGAUAAUUCAGUUGACGUGCCAGUCAAGUGCAAGUCUUCUCCAUCAUCGCCGAUGAAAACAGCGUACAGGAUGGAUCGUUCUGCUUUAUCCUGUGAUCACAGAUUUCCAGAGGUCUACACAGGAGGAAGACGUAAGAGUGCCAUGGCUCUGCGCUGGGAGGCUGGCGAGUUUACAAAAACUGACUGAAGAGGAGCAAGUCAGCUUUAUGCCAUCUAACCACAUCAGCUGUCAGUGUUAUUUUUAUUCAAGUUAGAUACGUUAUUGCAAUUGUUUGUUUCAUGUUAUAACAUAACCUAAACUCUGCUUUUGUGAUGCUUAGGGCAAACAAUCAAAAUGCUUGUGGCCACACUAGUCUGCACAAAGUCCAUUAGGAACUACUAAACAAAGGGUUAUACAGUGGGUAUGAAAACUUACUUCUGGCCAAGGAGUGAACAUUAUUUUCAUAUGCCCACCUAGCUCUGGCAUUUCCUUGACUUCUGAAUGAACAGUUAUAGCUGGAAGGCUGCUGGUUUCAGCCCUUACUAGACUAUAACCUCAACUAUUGUUAAAGUUGUAAAGGCAUUUUCAUUACAAGAUUGAUAAAGAUAGUGCCAACAUAUAUUUAAAUGAAAUUAUGAAUAAUAAAUGCUAUUUUUUGACUAUUUUUGACUAUGAUAAAUAGCCAUGCAACGGCCAACAGUAACAGCCAACAGAGACCGAGAGUUAUCAGCCUAUAUGUAAUGUAAUAAUUUUCAAUAAGGCAUGCCACCUUGUGAAUUACUCCUUGCCUAUUGAGGAACUGUUUGAAAAAAGGUCAAAGCCAGAAGUACAGACGCUCAAAAAACUGUAAAUGAAAUAAAAAGAUUUGGAAAAACUAUUGUUGUAAAGAACAGUAAUGUUACAUAUGCAGUACUCUCAUGGCAUAUGUACAGCUAAAUAGUUAUUGGUUGCUGUAACUUUAAAGCACAGCAAAAACUAAUAACAUCAUUUAACAAUGUUAACCUGGGCAAAUGUCCUGGAACACCUCGGUUCAUAUUCUAUCUCCAAGUGAUGUAAUCAAUGUGCACAGACCAAAUUGCCAGUGGAAGCAAUUGGACAGACCAACAAACAAUUGAAGCAAUGAAAGUGUGUAAAAAAAUGCAUCAGUAACGCUAUUCUGUACAGUCAUUGUAUCAAGCCAGGUCGGUGUCAGAUAAACGUUUGUAAUUGUUCUGAUGUGGGCCAGUCAUGACAAGAGGGGGGUCAUUACAUUCAGCCAGAGAUAACAAAGUGUGAACUGUUGUUAGAGUCAUCAGGUGCCUAGGCGGUGUGAGUCAAACCAGUCCAGUGGUCGAUGAAUUUUUUGCUGAUACUGUGUGCAGUGUGUCUUGCUCUUGUGCUGAAGUCUACUUGAUGUCACAGAGACCUUCUUGUGCAUUGGCCUUACACGGAAGGCCAGAGGAUUUUGCUGCCCAUCCUGUUAUGUGGCCAGUAUGGAUAGGAGGAAUGCUUGCAGGGACCAAGACCUUUCAACACAUUUUCAACAUAUGACAUGUGACUAUUAAUAAAGAUUUGACAAAAUCUGAACGUAUCUAUUGUAUAAAACCUCAAUUUUUCUGACAGUACAUUGAAAGCAUUUGGUGGGUUUUUUUUUUGCUACGGUGUCUGAAUGUUGCUGAAAAAUGUAUUGUAGAGUCCACUCUUUGCUAUAAAUGUAAAACAAAUUUGAAAAACAUUUUCGGUGUUACUGUAUGUCUUUAUAUAGACAAUGCUACAUUGUUCAUUGUAUAAAAAAAUUGCAUUUUGGUACUGUACUUUUUUGCUGUAACUUAUAUUUCAGGGUGAGCUGGAUGGACAUAAAAUAGCACAAUAAACUAAAUAUAUAAUAUCUAUACAUUUCAUAGAAUCAAUGUAGUUCAGUCGAACACCUUGCACAGUGAAUGUCAAGACAACCUGAACUAGUUGUAAAUGACUGAGGACAAUCUAAAAAGUACAGGUUGUUGUGAACAGUUUUGUCACAGUGAAUAAAACCAGAGGACCAGUGAGACUAUGCCAAUCAUUGUCUGAAAUCUUAACCAGUGCUAUGAACAUUCCAAACAACAAACUAUAUGUCCAUCAAUGAAGUUAUCUUUUGUACUCCAAGAUUAUAAAUGAAUCCUGAGCUACAGUAUACUAAUAUCCAACGUUUAACAGUUCUUUCAGUGAAUAUCUAACAGAGAUUUGUAUGUCAGUAUCAUUUUUUUCUAAUUUACUAAAUUCAUUUAAUAACCUCAUGACCAAAUGAACAAGCACUGCUGAUUUUAAAUGUAUAUCACAUCUUACAUAGCCUUGAUAUUUCCAGCUACUCUGAAAAGCAGAUUAUAAAAGCCUGGUACUUUCUUAAUCUUAGAUUCCACUGACCUUUAACAGCUUUGUUUUACAUCUUAUGUUUGUAUGCUUAACUGAAAGAUUGCUUGCUGAUGUUUAAACAUUUUGUGAUUAACCCCUGUUGUGGCUUUUGGGGUGUAUUGGGCUCUUUAUGAUUUAUUAUGCAGGGGCUUUUCACUGUGUAUUCCUCAUGCAAGUAUUGAAGAGAUUCACGCAACAAUAAAAAUGUACAUUAGAAA